This is a messenger RNA of Larimichthys crocea (large yellow croaker), 1834 nucleotides long. It is a transcript of the gene dnajc1, whose product is annotated as DnaJ (Hsp40) homolog, subfamily C, member 1. Lineage: Eukaryota; Metazoa; Chordata; Actinopteri; Sciaenidae. Gene Ontology annotation, cellular component: endomembrane system. The record is from RefSeq and is a predicted model, not a curated record.
AUGGGGGUGUGUGCAGGUCCGUGCAGGUCUGUGCUGGUCUGCCUGACCCUGCUGGUCUCCUCGGCCCCCCCUCUGACCGCCUGGGACGCCGAUCUGGAGCUGCUGGACCUGGUGGAGGAGAUCCCGCAGACCUUCUACCAGUUCCUGUCCGUGGACCAGGUCCGAUCGUCAGCUGCAGAGAUAAAGAAGGCGUAUCGACGGCUGUCUCUCUUUCUCCAUCCUGAUAAGAACAAAGACGAAAAUGUAACUCAGUUCAGACAACUUGUCUCCAUCUAUGAAGUCUUGAAGGAUGACGAGAGACGACGCAAGUAUGAUGACAUCCUGGUGAAUGGGCUUCCUGAUUGGCGGCAGCCGGUCUUUUACUACAGACGAGUGAGGAAGAUGAGUAACAGCGAGCUGGCCUUCCUCCUCUUCCUCAUCCUCACUGUGGGACACUACGCCGUCAUCUGGUCCAUUUACCUGGAGAAACAGCUGGAUGAACUGCUGAGUAAGAAGAAGAAAGAGAAGAAGAAAAAGCUGAGCUCCAGACCUGCAGACGACCUCAGGUGUAUCAGCCAGGACCGUCCCGACAGAGUUCUGGACCGUCCUCACUGGCAGGAUAUCCUCCCUCUGAAGCUCAGCAUCUGGCUCUACCUGUCCAUCAAAAACCUGCCACAGACUGUCCAGGAGGUGAAGCAGUACUAUGAGGACUACCAGCAGAUGAAGCAGCAGCAGAGAGAAGAAGCUGAAGCAGAACAGGAAGUUGUCCCAAGAGAGAAGAGGCCGAAGGUGAAGAAGCCGAAGGUGGAGUUUCCUGUGUACGAGCCGACCUCAGAGAAUUUCCAGAAUUAUGACCAGACAACGUCCAUCGAGGAGAUCGAGGAUCAGAUGGACGACUGGCUGCAGGACCGCAGAGUCUCGAAGAAGAAGGUUGCUGAUUGGACGGAUGAGGAGCUCAGCCUCCUCAGCAGGUUGAUGGUUAAAUUCCCUGGUGGAUCUCCAGGUCGCUGGGACAAGAUCGCUCAAGAACUGGGCCGAUCGGUGACUGAUGUGACGACUAAAGUCAAACACAUGAAAGACAACGUGAUUCACACCUCAGGUCUGGUGAAACUCUCGGAGCUGAAGGGACCUCCUCUUCCUGUGAGAUCACUUCCUGUUCCUGACAGUGUGAUGACUCAGAGAGGGGGCGGAGCCUGUGAAGAGGAGGAGGAGGAGUCAGCUGCGACAGUCCGGAGGAGAAACAGGAAAUCUGCAGCAGCCGAAGGUGGGGAGUUGAAGGCAAGAGGACGUCGGCAAAAAGAUUUUGACCCGAUGGCAGUGGAGGAAGAGGAGGUGGAGCCUCAGGAGAAUAAGGAUAAGGCGGACCCCACCAUCUGGACUCAGAACCAGCAGAAACUGCUGGAACUUGCUCUGCAACAGUUUCCUCGAGGAACCACAGAACGCUGGGACUGCAUCGCCAAGGUGGUCCCAGGGAAGAGCAAGGAGGAGUGUAUGAUUCGUUAUAAGAUGUUGGCGGAGCUCGUUCAGAGGAGGAAACAGGCCAAAAACUGACCCUCAUUUUGCCUCCUCCUGCUCUGACCUCCUGACAGGUGAAUCAUCUGACAGGUGAAUGACCUGUCACCUGACUGUGUUUAAUUGUUCUGUCCAAGUGAGCUGCCUGCUGAUUGGGUAGAAUUCUACAUGUGUUUUUUAUGUGUGAUGUGGCGUCUCACCUGCUCAGGUGUGUUUUUAUAACUCAUGUCAAAGGAAGCAGGUGACUGACCUCUGACCUCACAGCUUCAUGUGCCUUAGAUCAUUCAGCAUGCUGUCAAUCAACUUCUGUUCAUCUGAUCAAUAAAAAGUAUUUAUUACCUGC